This is a messenger RNA of Syzygium oleosum, 2694 nucleotides long. Its product is annotated as disease resistance protein Roq1-like. NCBI's taxonomy places the organism in Eukaryota, Viridiplantae, Streptophyta, Magnoliopsida, Myrtales, Myrtaceae. The transcript is spliced from 5 exons. The coding region runs from base 1 to 2694 and encodes 897 amino acids. Gene Ontology annotation, biological process: defense response; signal transduction. The record is from RefSeq and is a predicted model, not a curated record.
AUGAACAAACUACCCAAAAACACUGUAUCGGAUCUUAAGUUAAUAGUCAUUGCUGAUUGUCGAACUCCAUCAUCCAAUGGCUUCUUCAUCAAAAGGAUUUACGACGUCUUCUUGAGUUUCAGAGGUGCAGACUUGCGCAACAACUUUCUCAGUCAUCUCUACAAAGCUUUAGACCAGAAUGGAAUAUAUACUUUUGUUGAUAGCGAGGAGAUGAGGAAGGGAGACGAAAUAUCACCAACGCUUAUGAAGGCCAUCGAGCAAUCAUGCAUUGCAAUCAUCGUUUUCUCGGAGGAUUAUGCUUACUCGCGAUGGUGCUUGGAAGAGGUGGCAAAGAUUAUGGAGUGCAAGGAACAAAAGGACCUCACUGUUCUACCAGUUUUUUAUAAAGUGGAUCCAAGAGAAGUGAGAAGGGGGAGAGAGAGUUAUGGGAGAGCUCUAGCUAAGCAUGAGUCCAAGUUCGGAAAGGAUUCGGAGGAAGUGAAGAGAUGGAAGAAAGCUCUUUUCAACGUGGGUAGCUUAUCCGGAUGGCAUUUGAACGAUGGAGAUGAGUCAAAGCUUAUACAAAAAAUUGUGAAGGAGAUCUCUAAUCACCUAGACCGAAAACCUUUGCAUGUUGCUAAGCACCCGGUUGGGAUAGAUUCCCAAGUGAUUAAGUUGAAAUCGACGUUAAAUCUGGAGUCUGAUGAUGGUAUUCUCAUGGCGGGAUUAUGGGGACAGGGAGGUAUAGGGAAGACAAGUUUAGGAGAUUGUGCUGGAAAAGCCAUAGAGUUGGAGCUACCUGAGCCGACAGACAUGUAUAUCGGUCCUGAUGCUUUUACAAAAAUGAGAAGGUUGAGAUUACUCAUCAUGCACAAUGUGCAUAAUGCUUUCCAAGGUCCUUUAUGUCUUUCUCAUGAGCUUAGAUGGUUUGAAUGGCCUGGAUGUGCUCCCUCCGUUCCAGAAUUUUCCUCUGGUCGAAAUAAAUUAGUGGGAUUUGAUGUGAGCAAAAGCAGCAUCACAGUAGUGCUAAAACAAUUUACGGACUUCCCAAAUAUGAAGUACAUGAAUUUAAGUGAAUGUGAGAUGCUGAUUAGUAUGCCCGACCUCUCAUGUGCUCCAAAUCUCGAGGAAUUGAAUCUCGAGAAUUGCAAAAAUUUGGUAGAAGCACACGAGUCUAUUGCAUAUCAUGACAAUUUACAGGUUUUGACUUUAAAGGGGUGCUCUGAACUUAGCGUUUUCCCAAAUGAGCUCAAGUCGAGAAAUCUUCGAGCUCUCCAUCUUGCAAAUUGCACAAAACUUGGAAGGUUCCCUGAUAUUCCACAAAAAUUAGGCCUAAAAGAGCUUGCUUUACAAGGGACCGCUAUUAGAGAACUUCCUACAUCAAUAGAAAAUCUAGUCUCUUUGGAGAGAAUGAAUGUAGGUGAUUGCAAGAACCUCGUAAGUCUUCCGUCUAGCAUUUACAAGUUACAAAACAUUGAAAAGUUGAUUCUUGAGGGUUGCACAAAAUUAUUCGAGUUUCCAAAGUACGAGGAUUUAGCUGAUCCACACAUGAAGACUGGACUUCCAAAGUUACUCUACUUGAACCUUAGGGGAUGUAAUCUGUCCGAAGUAAAAUUUCUUGAGAAUCUUUCAUGUUUUCCCUUGUUGGAUUGUUUAGUUCUGGCGGAGAACAAAAUUACUAGCCUUCCCACAUCCAUCAAUAAGCGUGAUAGUUUGACCUUUUUGGAAGUUCAAGAUUGCCAUCAAUUACAAGAGAUUCUUGAGCUUCCACCAUUUUUGGAUUUUUUGGGGGCGGUUAAUUGCGAAUCUCUGCAAAAGAUUGGAAAAUUUACUUCAUCUCAUGAUUUUGUCCGAAGAGUGUUUACCAUGGAUCAUAUUUUCUCACGUAACCAGGUUAGAUUCUCUCUCUCUCUCUCUCUCUCUCAUGCGCUCAUUCAUGUGGAGUAUGUGCGUGCUGUAGUGUGUGCUUGUAUAUUGCAAAAUCAGAAAACGCAAGAUUUGAGGCUUAAGAAAAGGGCAGCUACCAAUAGUGGUGGUUUCUUUGCCUCGCUCCCUGGAGGAGAUAUGCCAAAGUGGGUCAUCCCUGUUAAAGAGGAUUUCAUAUCUUUCAUGGCUUCAAAGGACUUGUAUGACAAAUUUCUUGGAUUUGCUCUCUGUGCCAUUGUUAAAACUGAUAACGAGACAAAGCAACACUCAGCUAAGAUUACACUUAGUGUUAACGGCAAACGUCGGCUAACCAUCGAAAAUAUUUUCGGAUUGUUGGAUUCGGAUCAUAUCUGGUUUAGCUAUAUACCUUCUAAACCAUGGGGAGUAGUCGAUUUUGAUCAAAUUGAGGGGAGUUAUGCACAAUUUCACCUUGCAAUAUCCGGCAAAAUCAUAAAAAAGUUGGGAUUCCGAAUAAUAUGCAAGCAAUUAGAUGACGAUUUAGAGGGUGUGCUUCAAGACAAUCAGCUAAUUGAUUCAGCUUUCCUCUACGAGGUUAGUCACGACUCAACAGAUUCAGAAGCCGAGAGUUCACUAGUUCAUACUGAAACAGAUUUGCAAAAAGACUCGGAAGAUUGUCAAAUAAGCACCAAGAAGUAUAGUCAAAUAGCGCCAAAGAGAAAUCAUAAUCCUAUUCUCGCUCAAGGCAUACGAACCAAGACUGUGUUGACUUCCAAUUCGAUUGGCGGAGAUGAGUACGGUGGCGUUGUUGGCUUACAGCUUUUGUUGUAA